Messenger RNA from Thunnus maccoyii (southern bluefin tuna), 684 nucleotides. The record is from the annotation of a RefSeq genome assembly. Lineage: Eukaryota; Metazoa; Chordata; Actinopteri; Scombriformes; Scombridae.
AUGACACUAAGCUUCUUUGANCAAUUUAUGAGCCCUGUUUUCCUAGGCAUUCCUUUAAUAGCCCUAGCCNUAACCCUCCCCUGAGUUCUCUUCCCAACACCAACAUCCCGAUGACUAAACAACCGGCUUCUAACCCUUCAAAACUGAUUCAUCGGCCGAUUUGCCCACGAACUCUUUAUACCUGUUAAUCUGCCCGGCCACAAAUGAGCCGUCCUAUUAACCUCCCUAAUGUUAUUCCUAAUUUCCCUAAAUAUACUAGGACUCCUUCCAUACACAUUUACCCCUACUACUCAGCUAUCUCUCAACAUGGGACUUGCAUUCCCCCUCUGAUUAGCAACUGUUAUNAUUGGNAUGCGAAACCAACCAACAGAAGCCCUAGGCCANCUNCUUCCAGAAGGAACACCUACACUACUUAUCCCAGUACUAAUUGUCAUCGAAACAAUUAGCUUAUUCAUCCGACCCUUAGCACUUGGAGUGCGGUUAACAGCUAACCUAACGGCUGGACAUCUUUUAAUUCAACUAAUCGCUACAGCAGCAACUGUCCUUCUACCACUAAUGCCAACNGUNGCAAUCCUAACAGCAACCCUNCUUUUCCUUCUAACACUUCUAGAAGUCGCUGUCGCAAUAAUCCAAGCUUACGUAUUUGUCCUACUCCUAAGCCUCUACCUACAAGAAAACGUCUAA